Messenger RNA from Cuscuta europaea, 2742 nucleotides. NCBI's taxonomy places the organism in Eukaryota, Viridiplantae, Streptophyta, Magnoliopsida, Solanales, Convolvulaceae. The record is from the annotation of a GenBank genome assembly.
UACGUAUUCACUUGCAAUCGUGUACUACACUACACCUACCCUGCUGCCCGAGUGGCAAUUGGCAUGCAUUAUCCUGGAGGACACGCGUCCUCUGCACAUCAGCUCUCAUAGUGAACCUCACCUGCCUCGCUGAAGUUUCAUCAGGACUCCGAACCAAAAUGACAGAAACCAACUGUGAAGUUGAAGUGAUCCAUUCAUGGUCUGCACCAAGGUCUCUCAGUACUUGCCUUAUGUAUUCCUUCGCACAGAGGGACGAUAUUGAAGUUCUCGAUGAGCCGUUGUAUGCAAAUUUUCUCAAAGUAACUGGAGCAGAGAGGCCCUACAGGGAUGAAGUUCUUUCGAAUAUGGAAUGUGAUGGAAAUAAAGUGGUCAAGGAUAUUAUUUUUGGUCCAGGAGAAAAGAAAUACCGGUACUGUAAGCAUAUGGCUAAACAACACUUGCCUGGUUUGACAGAUGAGUUAAUUAAGAGAGGAAAACACUUUUUACUCAUCCGCAAUCCCCUCGAGAUAUUGCCAUCUUUUGAUGAGGUUGUCUCCCCAUCAUUUCUUGAGUUAGGACUGGGAGAACUUGUCUCUAUAUAUGCUGAGCUAUCCAGACUUGGAAAGCCCCCACCUGUCAUUGAUGCUGCAGAUCUUCGAACUGAUCCUGAGGCUACCUUGCGCGGCCUUUGUGAAGAUCUUGGCAUACCUUUUCAAUCUGCAAUGCUUAAAUGGGAAGAAGGGCCAAAAGCAUAUGAUGGAAUUUGGGCCCCAUGGUGGUAUAAAGCCGCACAUAAGGCAACAUGUUUCGUUCCAUCUAGAAAGUAUCCAUUGCCAUUUCCAUUGUCUUUGUAUGAUAUGUUGGAGCAAAGCUUGCCUUUAUAUAACAUCCUUCGGCGUCAUUCAAGAAGGACUUUGCCUCUUCCUAAGAUUCCUAUUCCGGCUAAUGAAAAGCUUCUUGCAUGGGUUGGAGAUGAAAUUUUGCCUCGUGAGAAUGCAAAGGUCUCUGUGUUUGAUUCCGUUGUCCAAGGUGGUGAUGCAGUCUGGGAAGGACUUCGAGUGUAUUCUGGGAAGAUAUUAAAGCUUGAAGAUCAUUUAGAUCGGUUGUUUGACUCAGCAAAAGCCUUAGCUUUCUCUAGUGUACCAACCCGUGAAAUGAUCAAGGAUGCCAUAUUCAAGACUCUUAUAAGCAAUGGAAUGUUUGACAAUGUACAUAUACGACUAACUCUAACGCGUGGCAAGAAGGUAUCUUCAGGAAUGACCCCUGCUUUAAACCUUUAUGGAUGUACUUUAAUUGUUCUUCCUGAAUGGAAACCACCUGUCUAUGACAAUGCAAAAGGCAUCUCAUUGGUGACAGCAACCACUAGGCGUAAUUCUCCAAAUAAUUUGGAUUCAAAGAUUCACCAUAACAACCUUCUCAAUAACAUUCUUGCUAAGAUAGAAGGAAAUAAUGCAGAAGCUGAUGAUGCUAUCAUGCUGGAUAAAGAUGGCUAUGUGUCGGAGACAAAUGCUACUAACAUUUUCUUGGUGAAGAAAGGCCGUGUUGCAACACCUCAUGCCGACUUUUGCCUUCCAGGCAUCACAAGAGCAACUGUAAUAGAGCUCGUGCGGAAGGAAAACAUGGUAUUUGAGGAGCGACGCAUUAGUUUAUCAGAGUUUCACACUGCAGAUGAGGUUUGGACCACUGGAACCAUGGGAGAACUAACUCCGGUCACCAAGAUUGAUGGCCGGCUUGUUGGAUGUGGUCAAGUGGGCACCAUAACUCUGAGACUACAACAUGCUUACAGAAAGGUCACAGAAGAGACAGGGGUUCCUAUACCAACAUAUCAGUUGACUUGAAUACUGGUUCUGUAAGGCCACAUUUUUCUAAAAGAUUAAAGUUGUAACUAGCAUCACCUUCGUUUUCUUAGUGCUUGUUCAAAUGGGGGGUUUUGGAGGAGAAGGCUUUGGAGGGCUAAGUCUAUAUCGUCAUAAAUGAAAACUUUGCCAAAAUGAAUAUAAGAUGAUUGAAAUGUUAUGUCCACAUAAUAGGUCAAUCUUUCCAUUUUUAAUACGAAGUAUAUCAAGAUAUGAACUAAAGCCCUCCAAGGUCUUCCUUACCAAAAGCCCUCCAAAAACCUCGAUUCAUACCGAGUUUGUAAAAUUGAAAUGUAUCUAUCCUACAUUCUGGGUUGGAGUCUGACCUUUGCAUCAAGUGUAACAACAUACUAGAAUUAGUUGUACGGAUGAAGUCUACAUUCGCUUAAAUAAUGAUGGAAGCACAACAUAAACAAAGGAGUUCUUGGGUCCGUUCCACUGAAAAUAAGAGAGAAAUACCUCCGCUUUACGCGAUAUUUCUACAGGCAUGGUUUGAGCCAAGUGCGCCUGUCACUGAAGAUUAGUAUCUUGCCAUCAUAAGGGACAACUACAGGCAUCACUUUUCGUAGGGGAUAUCCGCAACAGUGGAUUAGCCUAUGAUGGUUGUAGAGCAAAGAUGAGGACGACAACAAUGAGCAUUGAUUGAUGCAGCAGCAGCAUCAAACUAUCAAUGUAUCAAAUACUAUUUGAAUAAGUGUCAUGAUAACCUACCAUGUUGUCUACAUUUCUGCGGUGUAGACCUCCAACAAUGUAUAAGCAACUGCCAAUGCUGCAAGCAACAGAAAGUACCACGUCAACUAGCUUGUGUCCAAACACAAGAAAAAAUAUAGUGUGUGUGUUUGAUCAGACCAAACCAAAUAAACUCCUUGUUUGGCGAAUAAAAAUUAAAAUAUGGCUACCAUCGGAG